GACGAGAUCCUGGGCACAUUAGCGGCCAGUAUCACACCCAGAUCUGAGGUUGACAAAGCAUUGAUCUCGAUUGCCCCGAAGAAGGAGUCGAGGCGCAAGAUCCAGGCCCCGAUCCCGACAGUGAGAUCGGAUGAGGAUCUAUAUGUGGCCAGCUUCGACGGAUCCGCCCGUGUCAAGCGAGGGGGAGGCGCCUACAGCGCGAUCCUGUGGAAAUUACCUGAGUAG
Molecule: messenger RNA, 225 nt
Organism: Phytophthora megakarya
Lineage: Eukaryota; Oomycota; Peronosporomycetes; Peronosporales; Peronosporaceae
Source: the annotation of a GenBank genome assembly